UUUCCCUUUCAUUUCUAACCAUUUCAUUCCUCUUCGAUAAUACAACGAACAAAUCCUUAACGAAAAAUCAAUCAAUAAACGAACAAAACAAAAUUGAAACAAAAACUUCAAAUACUCAGUCAAAAUUAACGGGAUUGUAAAAUGUCGAUUGAUUUGAUACUGAAACCUUCAUGUAGCAGGUGCGGUUCGUCAUCAGAUUUGUAUGGAAGUUCAUGCAAGCAUUUGACUCUUUGUUUGUCUUGUGGUAAAAACAUGGCUGAAACACGCGAUAAAUGCUACGAAUGUGGCACUCCUAUUACGCGAUUGAUUCGAGAGUAUAACGUUCGGGCUUGCUCCAGCAAUGACAAGAAUUAUUUCAUUGCUAGAUUUGCUUCAGGCUUACCUAAAUUUUCAAAAAAGAAGAAUGACAGUAAAUGGACUUUACAAAAAGAAGGUCUGCAAGGGCGUCAAGUUACGGACACUUUGCGGGAAAAGUACAAGAAUAAACCAUGGCUAUUAGAGGAUGAAACUGGCCAAUUUCAGUUCCAUGGUCAGCUUGAGGGAGCACAGUCAGCACAAUAUUAUCUACUGAUGAUGCAGGGUGAAGAGUUAUUUGCUAUUCCCGCUGGUUCUUGGUAUAACUUCAACAAAGUUGCCCAAUAUAAGCAACUUACUCUGGAGGAAGCAGAAGAGAAAAUGAAAAAUAGAAGAAAAACUGCAGAUGGGUACCAGAGAUGGAUGAUGAAAGCAGCAAAUAAUGGACCUGCUGCUUUUGGUGAAGUAGAAAGAUUUGAUGACAAAGAAAGUGGAUCUGGUGGGACAAGGGGGCGUAAGAAAGCUUCUGGUGAUGAGGACGAAGGCAACGCGUCAGACCAUGGGGAUGAAGAUGAGGAAGAGGAGGCUGCUAGGAAAAACAGGUUGGGACUCAACAAAAGAGGCGAUGAUGAUGAAGAGGGUCCUAGAGGGGGCGAUCUUGACCUGGAUGAUGAUGAUAUUGAAAAAGGGGAUGACUGGGAGCAUGAGGAGAUUUUUACGGAUGAUGAUGAAGCUGUUGGGAUUGAUCGUGAGGAGGAUUUGGUGCCUGAAAUUCCUGCUCCUCCUGAGAUUAAGCAGGACGAUGAUGACGAGGAUGAAGGUGAAGAAGAGGGAGGAGGGGGUUUGAGCAAAUCUGGAAAAGAGUUGAAAAAGUUGCUUGGAAAAGCCGAUGGAUUGAAUGAAUCAGAUGCUGAAGAUGACGAUGAUGAUGAUGAUGAUGCAGAAGAGGAUAUUUCACCCGUAUUAGCCCCUAAGCCGAAGGAAGCUCCUAAAGAAGAACCGAUUGAGACCAGCAGUCCUUCGAAACCAGCUGCUGCUGGAUCCAACCGUGGAACUCCAGCUUCAAAGUCGGCUAAGACUAAAAGAAAAGCUAAUGGAGAUGAGUCAAAACCAACUAAUGGUGCUCCCCUGAAAAAAGUGAAAACAGAGACGGAUGCGAAACCUGGGAAAGAUGAAACUCCAUCUACUGCAAAGAACAGUGCUCUCCCAAAGGGUGCAUCGACCUCUUCCAAAACUGCUCCAAGUACUGCCACAGGUCCUGUUACUGAAGAUGAGAUUAGAGCUGUUCUAUUGCAGAGAAAACCAGUGACCACACAGGAUCUUGUCAGCCAAUUUAAAUCUCGUUUGAAAUGUAAAGAGGAUAAGUCUGCUUUUGCCGACGUAUUGAGGAAGAUCUCCAAGAUACAGAAGACUGCUUCAGGAAGUAGCUAUGUCGUGUUACGAGAGAGGACAAAUCAAUAGGGCAAACCAAGAUAUCAUUGGCUACAAAUUGGUUGAGAUCGGGAGAAUAUAAGGGGUUGGAAAAGAAACUGAACUUUGUGUUUUGUUGGACGUUUAAAACCUUAUACAAUGAGCAAGCUUUGCUUUGUUUGUAAUAGUCUCGAAUGAUCGUCGCAGUAGACAAAUGAGCCGAAAAUGGCAAAAAAUCUGUGCGAAGGGUUGGAUAAACUCGUAGAUAGAUGUGUUCCUAGGCGAAAAUGUGACUUGAAUCAAGUUAGUAUGAUAGAAGGUAUGUUAUAUACAAGUAAAGAAUUUUUAUA
Messenger RNA from Lycium barbarum (goji berry), 2054 nucleotides. RefSeq names its product transcription initiation factor IIF subunit alpha. Gene Ontology annotation, cellular component: transcription factor TFIIF complex; nucleus. The record is from RefSeq and is a predicted model, not a curated record. Gene Ontology annotation, molecular function: TFIIF-class transcription factor complex binding; DNA binding; RNA polymerase II general transcription initiation factor activity. The coding region runs from base 142 to 1755 and encodes 537 amino acids. Gene Ontology annotation, biological process: positive regulation of transcription elongation by RNA polymerase II; transcription initiation at RNA polymerase II promoter. The transcript has 11 exons. Lineage: Eukaryota; Viridiplantae; Streptophyta; Magnoliopsida; Solanales; Solanaceae.